UAGUGUCAUUAUACCGAAAAAAAGAAUUUGCUGUCUGUUAGUUAAAAAAGGAAAAUAAAGUGAAUUAUACAUUAAAAAUGUUUGCAGUCCGUCCCAGAGUGGGAACAUUCUAUUUGAAAAGAAUUUUAUCCCGUUCAAUGACUAAUGUAAUAAUUGUAGCCCCGGGAUGUGAAAUGAUAACCUCAAGACCAACGAAUGUUUUCUUCGGAUCCAAAUUAAAAGAAUUCCAACACUUUAGUACUGUAACUGAAAAACAAAGCAGUGAAAGCUUAAAAGGAAAGUCUGAAAAAAGAGAAUUUCAAGCCGAAACGAGAAUGUUGCUAGAUAUUGUAGCUCGAUCUUUAUAUUCAGAUAAAGAGGUAUUUAUUAGAGAGCUAAUAUCUAAUGCAAGUGAUGCUCUUGAAAAAUUCAGAUACCUGAGUGUAAGCUCAGUACCAGAGUCUGGAAACCUAAAAGAAUUGGACAGACCACUUGAGAUCAGAUUAACAACUGACAAACAAAAUCGUACAAUUACAUUCCAGGACUCUGGUAUUGGUAUGACGAAAGAAGAACUUACACAAAAUUUAGGAACCAUAGCACGAUCCGGAUCAAAGUCAUUCAUUGAAGAAAUUAAGAAACAAGGUGCUGAACAAGCCAGCUCCAUAAUUGGGCAAUUUGGUGUUGGAUUCUAUUCUGCAUUUAUGGUGGCUGACAAAAUAGAAGUAUUCACAAGAAGCAGUAAAGGCGAUUCACCAGGAUAUCAAUGGUCAUCAGAUGGAUCUGGCACAUAUGAAAUUCAAGAAGCUGAUGGAGUUGAAAUUGGCACAAAAAUAGUUGUAUAUUUAAAAACAGACUGCAGAGAAUUUGCAGAUGAUGAUACAGUAAAAAGUAUCAUUAAGAAAUACAGCAAUUUUGUUAGCAGCCCAAUUUUUUUGAACAACGACCAAGUUAAUUCCAUUAAGCCUUUAUGGCUAUUUGAACCAAAAGAAAUAACUCAAGAGCAACAUAUUGAAUUUUACAAAUUCAUCAGUAAUUCAUAUGACAAACCUCGUUUCACACUUCACUACAAAACUGAUGCGCCAUUGAGUAUAAGAUCUAUAUUGUAUGUGCCAGAAGGGAAGCCUGGUCUCUUUGAACUGUCACGUGAUUCUGAUGUAGGAGUGGCAUUGUACUCCAGGAAGAUAUUGAUUAAAAGCAAAGCAGAAAAUAUACUACCUAAAUGGUUGCGAUUUGUAAAAGGGGUUGUAGACUCUGAAGACAUUCCGCUAAAUCUCAGCAGAGAAUUGUUACAAAACAGUGCGCUUAUUACUAAACUGAGAACAGUCCUAACAAACCGGUUUCUGAAGUUUAUGGUUGAAAUGUCACAGAAAGAUCCUUUGCAGUAUGAAGCAUUUUACAAAGACUACUCCAUAUUUCUGAAAGAGGGUAUAGUUACAAGUCAAAGCCCAUUGGAAAAGGAAGAAAUUGCGAAAUUAUUACGAUUUGAGUCAUCGAAACUGAGUAAUGGUCAAAGAACUUCCCUAUCGGAUUAUAGUUCACGACAGAAAGAUGAUCAAAAGUCAAUAUUUUAUCUAGCAGCUCCUAGUCGAGAACUUGCAGAAACAUCGCCAUACUACGAAUCACUUAAAAAACGCGAUAUCGAAGUAUUGUUUUGCUAUGAAAUGUAUGAUGAGUUGGUGUUGUUAGAACUCAAAGAAUUCGGUGGUCGAGCUUUGGUUUCAGUUGAAAACGACAUGCAGAGAGAUCCACUAGAUAAAUCGGAAUCUAUUAUAGGCAGUGAGGGCCUGCAGCAAUCUCAAGUGGAUGAGUUAAUCUCUUUUCUGAAAACGAACUUAACUGGGAAAGUAUUUGAUGUGCGCACAACGCAGAAGCUAGAUUCUCAUCCUUGCGUCAUUGUCGUACCAGAAAUGGCGGCUGCGAGACAUUUCAUUAGAACACAAGCUCAAAACCUCACUGAGGAGAACAGAUUUGCACUUUUACGACCACAGCUAGAAAUAAAUGCUAAGCAUCCAAUUGUGAAAAAGUUACAUAAACUGAUGUCGACUGACAAGGAACUAGCGAACAUGGUAGCUCAGCAGUUGUUCUCCAACGCCAUGGUGACGGCUGGACUCGUCAUGGAUCCGAGAAAUUUAAUAACACAUAUAAAUGAUCUUCUAGUCAAGGUUUUAGAAAAACACUGAUUCUGCUUGUUUUCUGUUUGUAGUUAAUAAAAUGCAUUUAAAUUUA
Messenger RNA from Bombyx mandarina (wild silkworm), 2205 nucleotides. It is a transcript of the gene Trap1, whose product is annotated as TNF receptor associated protein 1. Gene Ontology annotation, biological process: protein folding. The record is from RefSeq and is a predicted model, not a curated record. NCBI's taxonomy places the organism in Eukaryota, Metazoa, Arthropoda, Insecta, Lepidoptera, Bombycidae. Gene Ontology annotation, molecular function: ATP binding; ATP hydrolysis activity; ATP-dependent protein folding chaperone.